AUGUCGACACGAUUGGACCGUUUGGUCCUUCUUCUGGACACAGGAUCUACGCCCGCUGUACGUGCAACGGCUGCUCAACAGUUGGGAGAGAUCCAAAAGCAACACCCUGGAGAGCUACAUAACCUGUUAUCAAGGGCGCGUACAUUUUAUCAGGUUAUCGUACAUUUGAGCAAUAAAGAAUGGGACACUCGAAUUGCCGCUGGACAAGCGAUCGAGGCCAUUGCUAAAAAUGUACCGCAAUGGGACCCUCCUGAAAUUAUUAAAUCAGAAAACGAACCAUAUUCUGUAAACAAAACAAAUGAUAAUAAAUAUUCAUUUGAAACAUUUGAUAUUGCAAGUGUAUUGCAGAAAGGGAAAACUUUGUUGGGUUCAGCUGGCAAGGAAUAUGAUCUUGACUUAAGUGAUCUAGAUCCCGCACAACGAUUGGCGCUUCAACAUAAAAACCUUAAAGAACGAUUAGGGUUAGGUAGCGAAUUCAUGGAUGUUGAUUUGUUGGAUGAUGUGGAUAUAAGUGGAGCUUCAGCACCACAAACCACACAACUACAAAAUACAGAGUUUGUAGCCCAACCCCAACUUCUCCAACAUCCUCAACCUCCUCAACCUCGCUCUCCUGGAUUACCUUCAGAAGAAACGUCUGGGUUAAGUGCACGAGAAAGAAAUAGAUUAAAGAGAAAAGCAAAAAACGAUGCUAAAAACAAAGGGAAAGAAAAAAUGCGUGUAGUGGAAAUGAGUGGAAGAAGAGCAGGCGCUGAAGCUACAACACCACUUGUAGCCCCUAUUUCACCAUCUAACGUAAAAGCUGAACCUGAUGGAUUACCUGAUUCUACACAAAAUGAUGGUUACUUUAAUUUUACUCCACAACCCUGUUCUAGCAAGAUUGUGGUUGAGGCUAAAAAAGACAUUGCUUCUAAUAUAUCUGAAGAACUGUCCAAUGAAUGGCCCUUUGAAAAAGUGUGUGAAUCAUUAUGUGUGUCUUUGUUUAAUUCAUGUUGGGAAGUUAGACACGGUGCAUGUAUUGGACUGAGAGAAAUAUUAAAAGUACAUGGACACGGUGCAGGUAGAGCUGAAAAUGAAGCCCGCCAUAAUAAAUGGUUGGACGAUAUAGCAAUUCGGUUGCUAUGUGUUUUUGCUUUAGAUAGAUUCGGUGAUUUUGUAUCUGACCAGGUUGUUGCACCUGUACGUGAAACGUGUUCGCAGACUUUGGGAGCUCUUUUACAUUAUAUGUCACCUCAGGGUGUAGAAAAUGUACAUUUGGUAUUAUUGAGAAUGAUUUAUCAAACAGAUAUACUUGAUGGUAAGACAUCAAUAUGGGAGGUUCGACAUGCUGGAAUGUUAGGUUUGAAAUAUGCUGUUGCAGUCCGUAAGGACUUGGUGAAUAUGAUGUUGGAUGGUACCGUAGGUGCUGUUAUUUUAGGAUUAAAAGAUAGUGAUGAUGAUGUUCGUGCAGUAGCUGCGUCAAUCUUAAUUCCAAUUGCUGAUUCUUUUGUUAGUCUUUCAUACAACAAGAUACCUGAAAUAGUUUCAGUUUUGUGGGAUUGUCUGAAGGAUUUAAAGGAUGAUUUAACUGCAUCCACAGCAAGUGUGAUGGAUUUCUUAGCUAAAUUAUUUUCAUUUCCAAGUGUGUUGGAAUAUAUGCGCCAUGCUGCUGCAUCAGAUCCAAGUCAUUCUUUAACGACAUUAAUUCCGCGUCUAUAUCCAUUUUUUCGGCAUACCAUUACUUCUGUUCGCUCAGCAGUCCUUAACACUCUUUUAACUUUUUUGGGUAUGAAUAGUGCAGAAGAAUGGGUUGAUGAUCGUACUUUUAGGCUUGUGCUUCAGAAUAUGAUAGUCGAGGAAAAAAAGGAGGUCCUCGAUCUAUCCGUCCAAGUUUGGUCAGAAUUGAUGUCUCAAAACCAACUCAUUCAAUUUACGUCUCCAUAUAUACGAACUUGGUUCACGAUAAUUAUGACACCUCUAGGAACUCCAAUUGAUCGACGGUUAUUUUACGUUCCCGAAGGAACAAUCCCAAUGGAUAUAAUUUCUACGACAAUGUCAACCACCACUACAUCGACUUCACGUCGGCGUGGGCAAGGUCGUAACCAAGCAAGUAACGGCAAUGAGGAUGAAUCAGUUGGACAUAAUAUUGAUGCUGGAAUGUUACAACAGGAUUUUGCGUUAGUUAGUGUAGAUACAGUGCUAAGAGGCAGAGUUUCUGCUUCUAAAGGAUUGGGCAUGCUUAUGAGUAGAUGGCCACAUGAAUCAUUGGAAGCAACAUUUAAGGAAAUCCUUAUGGCAUGUCUUUCAUCUACAUGGGCUUCAAAUAAACAACUUUCUGCAGUCAUUAUUGAGGAAUGGUCCAGAUCAGUUUUAGAUCAUAGCGUUCAAAGCUUUCAAAAUUCAUUGGUUGAGACUUCGUCAUUUGCUUUGAAUAUCUCUGAAUUUAUGGUUCAAAUGCUUGAAUCCGAUCCACCAACCUUCUAUUCAGAGCUUGUUACUAUAUUACGCCGUAUUAGAGGCGAAUGCCAAGCUUUGCUGAACACUUUUGUUUCCGUGGGGAGGAUCAAUUCAGCUACUGUACCAGCUUUACCGAUACAUGUUCUUGGUGAAGGAGUACAGUUAGAUGCAUCACAAUUAUUUAGUGUUGAAAUGGCGGCAGAGAUUGCGACAACAACAUUUAAUAAUUUAUCUGCUCAAGUUUCCGGGAGAAGUAGAAGGUCUGCGCAAGUCCAACCAGAAGAAAGACAGUCGCAAUUACAGGAUCGCCAGCGUCGUGUGCUAGCAUCAAUUGGUUAUUAUGAGUCUACAAAACAAAAAAAUGACAUUAUAGUAUUUGCUGCUAUUGCAGGUGCUGUUGUAGCAUUACGAGUUUUACCUCCAAAAUUGAAUCCAAUAAUAAGAUCUAUAAUGAAUUCUAUUAAGUCUGAAGAGAAUUUGGGGUUACAACAACGUUCUGCGGCUACGUUAGCCAGCCUUGUAUCUCUUUGUUCAGCAGCAGCAGAUAGUUCAGUUAGAGUUAAUCCCAACGAUAAAAUUGUUAAAAAUCUGUGUACCUUCCUCUGUUCUGAUCCGACUACUACUCCUGAUAUACAGAACAAUCACAAAAAGGAAGGUAUUCUAUCAUUACUUAAAGCUAAAGAACCAGACAAGACUUCUUCAAAUGGCGAUACGUCAGGAGAGGACGAGAAGCUUAAAUCACAGAGAUUAAUAAGGCGUGGUGCUGAAACAGCACUUAGAGAGUUUGCUACGCAGUUUGGUCAAAGGUUAUUUGAAGUGGUGCCAAAAUUAUGGACCUGCAUGUGUUCAUCAUUAGACAACGUAUUUAGUCAUGACGAUGAUGAUAAUAUAGGCAUGUCACUUAAAACAAAUAACAGUAUAGGACAAGACGUUAUUGAUUCUCUUCAAAUAAUUCAAUCAUUAGUUCCUGUGGUUCAUGAAAAUUUAUAUUCAAAGAUUACGGAAUUGCUACCUCAUAUUGUCAAAGCUAUUCAAUGUCAAUAUUCUGUAAUUCGGUUCAUGGCUGCAAGAUGUUUCGCUACUAUAGCAAGCGUAAUCACAAUACCAAGUAUGCAAAUAAUAAUCCAUCAAGUAAUACCUUUAUUGGGUGAUUCACAAAACGUAAUACAUCGUCAAGGAGCAGCCGAGUUAAUUUAUCAUGUCGUACAAACUAUGGAUGCAAAAAUUCUGCCAUACGUUAUUUUCUUAAUUGUUCCAAUUUUGGGUAGAAUGAGUGAUGUAGAUGAAAACGUUCGAUUAGUUAGCACGAAUUGUUUUGCUAUGUUGAUCAAAUUAGUUCCUUUAGAGGCUGGUAUACCUGACCCACCUGGACUAUCAACUGAAUUAUUAAAGCACCGUGAUGAUGAACGCAGAUUCCUUUCACAACUUCUUGAUAGUAAUAAAUUGGACCCUUAUGAAAUUCCAAUAAAUAUCAAAGCUGAAUUAAGGAAAUACCAGCAAGAAGGCGUCAAUUGGUUGGCCUUUUUGAACAAAUAUCAAUUACAUGGCAUAUUAUGUGAUGAUAUGGGUCUAGGUAAAACUCUUCAAUCCAUUUGUAUUUUGGCGAGCGACCAUUAUUCUCGUUCUGAGAAAUAUAGUCAAACAAAGUCUCCAGAUUGUGCCCCUUGCCCAUCUUUAGUUGUUUGCCCCCCAACUUUAACAGGACAUUGGUAUCAUGAAAUAUUGAAUUAUACAGAUACAUUAAAGCCACUUCUGUAUUCUGUUCGCAACGAUAUUGAUGAUUUGGCCAAUAUAAAUUGGAAUUAUUGUAUCCUAGAUGAAGGCCACGUUAUCAAGAAUGGUAAAACAAAGAUAACAAAAGCGGUCAAAUCUGUAAGGGCCAAUCAUCGAUUGAUAUUGUCUGGCACUCCAAUACAGAAUAAUGUACUAGAAUUAUGGUCACUUUUCGAUUUCUUAAUGCCCGGAUUUUUAGGUACCGAAAAACAAUUUAAUGAACGUUUUGGUAAGCCUAUACUGUCAAGCAGAGAUAGUAAAAGUUCCUCAAGAGAACAGGAAGCUGGUGCUUUGGCACUUGAAGCCUUACAUAAACAGGUACUUCCAUUCUUGCUGAGGCGCUUAAAGGAGGAUGUUUUGAACGACUUACCUCCGAAAAUCAUACAAGAUUAUUAUUGUGAACUUAGUGAUUUACAGAAACAACUUUAUGAACAAUUUGCUAAAUCACAAGCUAAAAGCAGUGUUGAAAGUGAACUUGGAUCGGAGGAACCUAUUGAAGAAGAAGGCGAAAAGAAAGCUACACAUAUAUUUCAAGCAUUACAGUAUUUGCGCAAGUUAUGCAAUCAUCCUUUAUUAGUAAUGAAUGAUAAACAUCCACAAUACCGCGUUGUCAUGGACAAACUCAAGUCUAGUAGAUCAUCGUUGCAUGAUUUGGAAAAUGCUCCAAAAUUGCUAGCUUUGAAGCAACUAUUACUUGAUUGUGGUAUAGGAGCGUCUACAGAAUCUGAAGAAGGUACUUUGGGUGCCGGUGCAGUCAGUCAACAUCGAGCACUUAUCUUCUGUCAGCUUAAGACGAUGCUUGACAUUAUUGAAAAUGAUUUAUUUAAGCCAAUAAUGCCUUCGGUCACAUAUAUGCGACUCGAUGGUUCAGUGGAUGCCAAUAAACGUCACGGAAUUGUACAACAAUUUAACAAAGAUCCAUCAAUUGAUGUGCUAUUACUUACUACACACGUUGGCGGGCUUGGGCUCAAUUUAACAGGAGCCGAUACAGUUAUUUUUGUUGAACAUGACUGGAAUCCAAUGAAAGAUUUGCAGGCUAUGGAUCGUGCUCACCGAAUUGGGCAAAAGAAGGUAGUCAAUGUAUAUCGACUAAUUACUAAAGGAACAUUGGAAGAAAAGAUUAUGGGAUUACAGAAAUUUAAACUUAAUAUCGCAAAUUCCAUUGUUAAUCAACAAAAUUCUGGACUACAAAGUAUGGACACUGAACAAAUACUUGAUCUGUUCAAUGUAACUACCGAUCAUAACAACAGAAAUCAAAAAGGAGGAAAUUCAUCUACAAGCGGUACAGGAUCUGGUUUUGCGAAAGGAAAGAAAAUAUCUGCUACGAAAAAUGUUUUGGAAGGGUUAGAAAAUUUAUGGGACGAUACACAGUAUGAAGACCUAAAUUUGGAUAAUUUUAUUGAAUCUCUUAAUUCCGGAAGUUGA
Funneliformis geosporum is the source of this 5631-nucleotide messenger RNA. NCBI's taxonomy places the organism in Eukaryota, Fungi, Glomeromycota, Glomeromycetes, Glomerales, Glomeraceae. The record is from the annotation of a GenBank genome assembly.